AUGCACAACAUUCCGUUGAAUAUUCAAGAGUCACGAUGCACCGGCCAGAACCGAUGCGUUAGGUUGCGUAGGGAAGCAUCUACCAACAUGUCGCACGUGUGGUUCAUAUUUAACAGCCUCUCGUUAAAAGAAAUUCGCCUAUUAGUAAAACAUUAUUAUGUUAAAUCCGUUGCCAGCUGUGCAAAACGUGUGUCGGUACGUAAGAAAAAAUUAACUAGAAAGAAGAACGGUAAAUAUUUUGAACUAAGCGAAAAUGCACGGGCCUACGGAAAGUCAUUAGCAUUCAUUCUCAAGGACUUUUUAUGUCGUCACAAUUCAUUCCAGCGCCAGAUCAUCAUCAGGUUGUUAUUGAAGUCAGGCGAGUUAACUUGA
Molecule: messenger RNA, 372 nt
Organism: Helobdella robusta
Lineage: Eukaryota; Metazoa; Annelida; Clitellata; Rhynchobdellida; Glossiphoniidae
Exons: 4
Coding region: 1-372 (123 amino acids)
Source: RefSeq, a predicted model, not a curated record